CCGAGUCAGAGCCGAGUCCUCAUCCCGCUGUGUUCGGUCCCUGCUCCGAGAACAAGCCGAGGUCCGGAGGCUCAGAGCGGAUUUAAACUGCACCGAGACCCGGGGACUGAACCUGGAUCCACUUCAAACCCGAAGACACGGAGCCGGGGUCUCGGCUUUGUUCGGCUUUGUUCGGCUGCUGCUGCUGCGGGUUUUUUUUUUUUUUUUUUAACUCUCCCAAAUAAGCUUAUUUAUCAGGAAAAGUUCGAUUUGUAUUUCUAGUUUUAAAUCUAAAGUUUAACUUUGAGCUCUGUUCGUCAGCCGGAGGAGGAAGCUCCGCGGCUGAAUGACUGACUGACGACAGGUUGCGCAACAGACACAAGAAUAAACUGAGACAAAGAGUCGGAGCUGCUGCUUUUAGUUUGUCAGUUCUUAUUUCUGCUCCUCACGCGGACCCACACGGACCGACAAGCCCACACACACCUCACUGCUGCCGGGGCCACGGGCCGCUGCAGCCCCCUCCACCCUCCACCAGCAAACUCAAGAUGAGCAUGAGCGUGGCCACAGCCCAAUCUCAAAUGUGUCUGAAGAGGUUAUUGGACGAGCCCCAGGAAAACUUUCUGAAAUGUAAACGACCGCGCCUGGCCCCGCCCCCUCUGGCGCCCGGUCUGUCACCCUGCGUGAGGUCCAGAAACCACGCCCCCAAGUCAAGCCAAAGCCAAUCUCCCUCCAGAGUCGGCUCCUACUUCCUGUUUGAACGCUGUGAGGGGGAGGAGACUUACAGGGCCGUGCAUGAGCACACGCAACAGCAGUUCACUUGCCAGGUACGUCCUCUGCGUGGCUACCAAGACCAGUUGGCCGCGUACGCUCGCAUUGGUCACCACGACAACAUCUGCAGCCUGCAGGACGUAGUGAUUGGCCAGGACAGCGUGUACAUCUUCCUCCCCAAUCACCAUGGCGACAUGCACGCGCACGUUCGAAGCAGGAAGCGCCUGGGCGAGGAGGAGACGGGACUCCUCUUCGGCCAGAUGCUGAACGCUGUGAUGCACUGCCAUCGCCACGGAGUCGUGCUGAGAGACCUGAAGCUGCGCAGGUUCGUCUUCACUGACAGAUUCAGGACUCGCCUCGCCUUGCUCGGCCUCGACGACUGCGUCCUCCUUCACGGUAACCAUAACAACGACUCUCUGACUGACAGACACGGCUGUCCUGCUUACGUCAGCCCUGAGCUGCUGACCAACGGGCGGGGGUCUUACUCUGGCCGCGCCGCGGACAUCUGGAGCCUGGGCGUGUCUCUGUACACCAUGCUGAUUGGACGGUACCCGUUUCAGGACACGCAGCCCGCCGCGCUGUUCACCAAGAUCCGCCGCGGCACCUUCAGUCUGCCCGACUGGCUGUCGCCUCGGGCCAAGUGUCUGAUCGGCUGCAUGUUGAGGAAGACGCCUGAGGAGAGACUGGAGGCGUCGGAGCUGCUGAUGCACCCGUGGCUGACCAAUCCCCGCACGCCACAUCACAACGUUCACAAGACGCAGCACGGCUCACACACAGCGCCACAGAAUAAACAAGAGGACGAUGACCAGGUGGUCCCAACAUGGACACAAAAACACUAACACACACACACACGUUUCUACUUCUAUGCUUGUGAGGACCUUCACUGAAAACACUCCCGAACACUAACUUUAAGAUCACAACUAAACAAAUAAGCUCCAUUUUAAGUUAAACCCUGAUGACGCUGUCACACAACAACUGUUUGGUUCAGUUAACACGAACUUUGCCUGUUUAUCUGAGUAUUGAUGGCAACUUGAAGGGAAAAAAACCUGAAGCAUUACGAGAAUAAGUUUGUGCCGUUUCGAGAAUAAAGUGGUAGAUUAUCUGCGUAAUAAUCAGAGAGGUUUCAUAGUUUCUCGAGAAGCAGUGAGACUGAUUGAAGAUAUUGGAACCAGAGCGAGUGAAGCUCAGGUUCUCUCUGCUGCUCAUUUCCUAAAAUUCUUACUUUUUUAUUUUUAUUUUAUAACUUUCUCCUCAUUUACAUUAUUUACAAAUUCUUUCUCCUCACAUAUCCCCCGAUACUCCACAAUACUUGUAGAAAGCUGAACCCUGAAUCUGAGUGAAACCAGAUCAACUGGACCCAGUCUGCCUGAAAUGUGACAAACAAACAACGAACAAAGUUGUGAUUUAUUUGUUUGUGUGAAAACAAGCGAAAUCUAAUUAAUUUGUAAUCUAAUAAUAAAAGCGUCUUUUUUUAGAUCAUAGAAAAUAUGAAUACACACUUAAGACACAUGUGCUGCUUUCAAUUACUGCACUUUGAUUGGCUGUGGGUCCUUGUAGCGCUGAUGAUGAAGCAGCCGUCCAAUCAAGUUUAUCAUUUGAAACAUCUCAAAGGCAGCAAGUUAUUUUCCCUCUGUUGUUUUGGACCAAAUUAACCAAACGACGUGUGAGAGCGACUGAAAACUAAACCUGAAUCUAUCUGUCACACACACACGAUGGUCCUCACAAAGAUAUAAAUAGAAGAACACAUGCAGACAGUCUGAUCCUGGAUUACUUGACCCUCACGUGCCUUCCUCUCUCUGCAGCUGCGUCUCACUUCCAGCUCUGAACUGGCUCCUCCCCAAAACGCCACAGGAUUCUUACCCCAGUCAGAAGUAACGGUGCGUUCAGGUGCUUCUCGCCAACUCCCAAAUUGAAAAAUCUGAGUGUUAAACAAGGGAAACAGAUCCAGCCAGAAUAACCUACAUAACCGGAUUUCUCUGAGUGACCGGUUGCUUCAGUGCAUGUAAACGUACAGUGAGAGUUGUUACAGCCUCUAUUCACGUCUGUUGUGAUGACAAGAACAAACUCUGUCUUGUCGGAUCAUUGACGUCCUGCAGGGACUAUUUCUUUGGUCUGUUUUUAAACACCUGGUCUGAUGGAUUCAGUUUCUGAUGCCUGGAGUUGGUGACGACUGUCUGGACAAACCACUUUCAGUAUUUAACCCCCGAUACUUCGUCCCCGGGAUUUAAGAGAAGGAGAUUCAGUAUUAAAAUAAAUCUAACUGACAUUGUUCAAAAAACUGAAAUGAUUAAUAACAGAAUUCAGUCGCCAGCAAAGAUUCAGAGUUAACGUUCAACUUUAGUGUCUCAUCCUCUUCUGAGGAUCCUGAUUUAAUUCC
Paralichthys olivaceus (Japanese flounder) is the source of this 3124-nucleotide messenger RNA. RefSeq names its product tribbles pseudokinase 3 (gene trib3). The record is from RefSeq and is a predicted model, not a curated record. Gene Ontology annotation, cellular component: nucleus. Lineage: Eukaryota; Metazoa; Chordata; Actinopteri; Pleuronectiformes; Paralichthyidae. Gene Ontology annotation, biological process: regulation of MAP kinase activity; protein phosphorylation; positive regulation of proteasomal ubiquitin-dependent protein catabolic process. Gene Ontology annotation, molecular function: mitogen-activated protein kinase kinase binding; protein kinase activity; ATP binding.